Molecule: messenger RNA, 2163 nt
Organism: Cajanus cajan (pigeon pea)
Lineage: Eukaryota; Viridiplantae; Streptophyta; Magnoliopsida; Fabales; Fabaceae
Source: RefSeq, a predicted model, not a curated record
GUGAUCCGGUCACAGGUUGUUGUAAUUGUAAGCUGCAGUGACACAGUCCCAGCUCCCGAGUAACCCAACACUGUAGCGGAUGGUUAGAGCAGCAGCGCUUCGAUUAAGCGCCAUGGUAUCUUCAACCUCUCUCCCAAACCCUAACUUUCUCUUCGCUCCAACCCCAACCCUCUUCGACGCUCGCCUUCUUCGCUCCCACACGCUUUCCUUCUCCCAUCGCCUCUCGCUUCGAUGCUACGCUGCUCGCGCCGCCUUCCACCGAGUUCCCGUUCUCAAUCCCAUCGUCGAAAUGGACGGUGAUGAAAUGACGAGGAUUAUAUGGACGAUGAUCAAGGAUAAACUUAUAUUUCCUUACCUGGAUUUGGACAUAAAGUAUUUUGAUUUGGGGCUUCAAAAUCGUGAUGCUACUGAUGACAGAGUUACUGUGGAAAGUGCUGAAGCCACUCUCAAGUACAAUGUUGCUGUGAAAUGUGCAACAAUAACUCCUGAUGAGACCCGGGUGAAAGAAUUUGGACUGAAGUCUAUGUGGAGAAGUCCCAAUGGCACAAUUAGGAAUAUUUUAAAUGGUACUGUUUUCCGUGAACCCAUAAUAUGCCGCAACAUACCCAGAAUUGUUUCUGGAUGGAAAAAACCCAUUUGUAUUGGUAGGCAUGCUUUUGGUGACCAGUAUAGGGCCACUGAUGCAAUAAUAAGCAGACCAGGGAAGCUUAAGUUGGUAUUUGUCCCAGAAGAUGGUGAUGCUCCAACGGAGCUUGAUGUUUACAAUUUCAAAGGCCCAGGUGUUGCACUUGCUAUGUAUAAUGUUGAUGAGUCUAUUCGAGCAUUUGCGGAAUCAUCAAUGUCACUGGCAUUUGCAAAGAAAUGGCCACUUUACUUGAGCACCAAAAACACAAUUCUAAAGAAAUACGAUGGCAGAUUUAAGGACAUAUUCCAGGAGGUGUAUGAAGAAAGGUGGAAGCAAAAGUUUGAAGAACACUCAAUAUGGUAUGAGCAUAGGCUAAUUGAUGACAUGGUGGCGUAUGCACUCAAGAGUGAAGGUGGAUAUGUUUGGGCUUGCAAGAAUUAUGAUGGUGAUGUUCAAAGUGAUUUACUUGCUCAAGGAUUUGGCUCAUUGGGUCUCAUGACUUCUGUGCUGUUAUCUUCUGAUGGCAAGACAUUGGAAGCUGAGGCAGCUCAUGGAACUGUAACUCGACAUUUUCGGUUUCAUCAAAAGGGACAAGAAACUAGUACGAACAGUAUUGCUUCCAUAUUUGCAUGGACACGAGGACUGCAACAUAGAAUGUGGAAAGCUGGAACUGGAAGAACAGAUAGUCAGAUACUUAUAUGCUGAUUUUAGAAAGACCUAGAUGAGGAUUGAACAUGUUAUCUAGUAAAAAAAGAGCAAUUUGUCAAGGAAAUGGGAUUGAAGCUCUCCUUUUGGGAGGUGCCAUUUCACUUGCUACUUGGGGGGGCUGGGGGGAAUUGCACCCAAGUUUCACCCCCUUUUUUUUCCUGAGCUCGCCUGUGCUGUGUGGGUCCUUUUGCUCAUGAUUUUUGUACAUCAGAUGGAAAGGUAUCUCUUAUUGUUUACUGGUUUUAAGGCAAAGAGCCCAAUGUAUUCCAUACUGUAGUUUAGUUCAUAGGUUAGCCGGGCUGACUUCCAUCAGGCAACAGACAAAACAUGUUUCUCUUUAUACUCUCCAUUUAAGAUGUACUUAGCCGUCUAAUUUUGGUUGAUGGACUCAUUUUGAAUUAUCUACGAGAGGACAUGCGGUGAUGUGUUAUGUUUCUGCAAGUAAAACACACUUUUACUAAAUCUGAAAUAUCAACAAGAUGAAAUCCAAACAUAGUCAGUUUGACCAAACAAGGGAUACAGGACAGAGAAGGAGAAUCACAGAUUCCACACAUCCUCCCUGCUCUACUCACUGCCUAAAUAUAUCCAUCACUAAUUUUCUUCCGUUGCCUUAAAUUUCCAUGUUUUCUUUUUCACAUGAGAACCAUGCCUCACGCUACAUGCUGCCACUGCCUCAUCAGUCGGAUUAAUUGCCCACAUGUCCUUGCGCUUGGUUUAAUUCUGUCAUAUUUAUGUUCUUGUAUAAACUGAUUUAUUUAUUUUUCCCUCUUUCAUGUUCUCCCUUCCUUAUUCUUUCCCUUUUCUCUGAAAUUGUUAUUGACAUGAUUCUG